Salmo salar (Atlantic salmon) is the source of this 3934-nucleotide messenger RNA. Its product is annotated as muscarinic acetylcholine receptor M4. Gene Ontology annotation, cellular component: dendrite; synapse; plasma membrane. Lineage: Eukaryota; Metazoa; Chordata; Actinopteri; Salmoniformes; Salmonidae. Gene Ontology annotation, biological process: chemical synaptic transmission; G protein-coupled receptor signaling pathway, coupled to cyclic nucleotide second messenger; adenylate cyclase-inhibiting G protein-coupled acetylcholine receptor signaling pathway. The record is from RefSeq and is a predicted model, not a curated record. Gene Ontology annotation, molecular function: G protein-coupled serotonin receptor activity; G protein-coupled acetylcholine receptor activity.
GAUGAGGGCACAUCUGCCGGAGUCUGAACUGCCUCUUUCGAGAGAGACUUGCACACCUCAGCUCGGGGCGUUUCGGUCACCAGUCACUUGGAAUUGUACUCUCCUUAUCAAGGCUCUCUCUGGUACCUGCCGAAAGACAUUCUGACAUGAAAAUGCAUGAUGUGAUCCAAUAUGUGCCAAUUAUUAUGAUAUCGCACAAAAUUAGGACAUCGUCAUCUCUAUCCUUCAGGAAAAACUUCUUACAGUAAGAUUGAGAGAGGGAUUUUUGCCUGGUUGAGUACCAUCUAAACAUGCAACAUGAAUCCCACUAACAGCACUGGAGCUGGUGGGCUUGCGCCCUGGAACUUAAACAGCUCCUUGAGCAACAUUUCCAGUGAUGUCUUCUCAGCCAACCUCAGCUGUAAUGAUUCUGGCACCAAUGAGACCUGUGUGGCGGGGGAGGAGGUGGUGGGAAGCCCCUAUAAAGCCGUGGAGAUGGUCUUCAUCGCCCUGGUUACAGGCUCCCUUAGUUUUGUCACUGUCACAGGCAACAUCCUGGUGAUGCUCUCCAUUAAAGUCAAUCGGCACCUCCAGACUGUCAACAACUACUUCCUGUUUAGCCUGGCGUGUGCAGACCUUAUCAUUGGUGCGUUCUCCAUGAACCUCUACACUGUCUACAUCAUUGUGGGCUAUUGGCCCCUGGGACCUGUUGCGUGUGACUUGUGGCUGGCCCUGGAUUACGUGGUGAGCAAUGCUUCUGUCAUGAACCUUCUUAUUAUUAGCUUUGACCGCUACUUCUGUGUCACCAAGCCCCUGAGUUAUCCAGCCAGAAGGACCACCAAAAUGGCUGGGCUGAUGAUUGCAGGUGCCUGGAUUCUCUCCUUCAUUCUUUGGGCCCCUGCUAUCCUGUUUUGGCAGUUUAUUGUUGGAGAGCGCACGGUUCCACCAGGAGAGUGCUACAUCCAAUUUCUCUCCAACCCUGCCGUCACUUUCGGCACAGCCAUCGCUGCCUUCUACCUGCCUGUGGUCAUCAUGAUGGUGCUCUACAUCCACAUCUCUCUGGCCAGCCGCAGCCGGGUGUCCAAGCAGAAGCCUGAUGCUGAGAAAAAGAAGAAGGGCCUCAAAAUACCUAACCCACUCAAGAGCCACAUCCUUAACAGACAGAAUAACAACAACCAGUCCCCCAAGCCCAAUCUGGAGUCCUGCAACACUGGUGAAGCUGUGAAGAAUGGCAAGAUUGAAGAGUCUGUUGUUUCCACCAAAGCUGACGCUAGUGUCAAUCGAGAAGAGAAAGAGAGUUCCAAUGACUCCAGCACAGCCAGCAUUGCCCCAAAAAACGCCAAGGAGAGGACCAACAGUGAAGCCACUGUCGGGGGGGGUUUUGGCGUUGCUCCUGCACCAGCUCCUACUCCUGCUCCUGCACCUGAACCUGCACCUGCACCUGCACCUGCACCUGCACCUGCACCUGCACCUGCAGCGGCAACUGUCAAACUCAACCCUGCCUCUAAAUGGUCCAAGAUCAAGAUUGUAACCAAGCAGGCUGGUGACGAGUGCAUUACCGCCAUCGAGAUUCAGCCACCCAUCCAGGGGAGCGAGGGCCGCUCUAUCCCAGUCAACCGUCCCCGGAAGGUGGCGCGCAAGUUUGCCAGUAUUGCCCGCAGCCAGGUGAAGAGGAAGCGCCAGAUGGCAGCCAGGGAAAAGAAGGUGACCAAAACUAUCUUCGCCAUCCUGCUUGCCUUCAUCCUCACAUGGACCCCGUACAAUGUCAUGGUGCUCAUCAGCACCUUCUGCCACUCCUGUGUCCCGGACACUGUGUGGGCCAUCGGCUACUGGCUGUGCUACGUCAACAGCACCAUCAACCCAGCCUGCUACGCCCUCUGCAAUGCCACCUUCAAGAAGACCUUCAAGAACCUCCUUAUGUGCCAGUAUAAGAAUAUUGGAACAAGAUGAGCUGGAGCAUACAUACAGUAGUAGGGCUGGUGAGGGGUAAUAUUACUGAGACAUCUGGAGGGCUGAGUGGUACAGUAGGAGGGGAGGAGGGAGCCUCCACAGGGAGCCUCCUCCUCAGUCAUGCUUAUGAAAUUAUGUCACACUCAAUGCUCCUCUGAGAUGUCUUGGCCACAGAAGAUAGUAACAUCAUAGCUAUGUCCAAAUGAUACAGUAUGAAUAUGAUGGCCAAUGUGAGGACGGGGCAAAUGAAGAAUCUGAGAUCAGCCAAAGUUAUGGAGUCUAAACAUGUCUAAGUUAUCUUCGUUGCCUCUUGGACCCUUAAUGUGAAGACCAACAAGGACUAAUUCGUAUCCACUGAAAUGUGGUAACAAUCUUCAAAAAGCCCAGCUGAAUGUCAGUAGACUAAGGCCAAGCCAACACCUGAGUCAUCCCUCUCCGAGAUACCACCACCUAACCAGAGACAGUGAGGGCAGUGUUACAUAAUGUCUGGGUGUACGGCAAAAGGCACAUUAAAAAGGAGCUUGGAAAUCUUCCUUUAUACAACAGUAUAAAAUGAAACAAGCAUGAGCUGUCUAAUUCAACUAUCCAUUUCCUCCUCUCCCUCCUCCUUAUUACUGAGAGAGUUAUUAACUCUUCACGGAAAUGGAGGCACUCCCUCACAUCAGUGAAUCAUUAUCAUAAUGUGAUAUGUGGUCAUAACAUGGAGAGCAAAAGACGAUAUGGAUUCUUUGUUGUCGCAGACUGUCUAACCUCAAGGCUAGUUGCACGUACCUCCAAGUACUGCAAAAUACUGCUGGUGACUUGAAAUAAGUUGUUACCCCUGUAAGUACAGUAUGCAUUUCCAUUCACCUCCCACUGACCAAAAUAUUGAUGUAUCUAUUUUGCUCAAAAGUGAUCUUCAAAAGUGACAAACAGUUGAUGGCAGUACAAGGCCAUGGCAUAAAUGAACAACCAGUGUUUGGCUCCAAAUAAUUCAUGUAUCUUGUUGUUAUGUUAUAAGGAGAAACACCCACAGGCAACGGUAAAGCUUUAAUUCCUUGCCAGCUUCAAAAUUAUGAAAGUGUUUUUUUUUGUAUUUAUUUAGCCUUCACUGCGAAUGGAACUACCGGUACAAAAAACAAACACUUGUUUAUAUGGGAUACUUAUCUCGAGAGUAUUAAACAUAUUUUCUAUGUUAUCUCCUGCCUAAUUAAGAAUGUGUAAAUAGAAGGCCAUUGUAUGCUCUAAAAAGUGCAGUUUCUCUCAUGCAUUUCAUAUCUGAAUGUUUGUACCUCUCUUGUAUUAUGUUUGUGGUUUACACCUAAUUUUACAAAUUGAAUAUAUAAAAAAAAAUAUAUAUAUAUAUAUAUAUAUAUAACUGUAUUUAUAUGCAAGAGAUAUAAAGAGAGUGUAUUUCUAAAUUGAUGUAAAGUCAGGAAUUUUGGGAAAACAUUUAAGCAGUUGUUUUUGUUUAGAAUGCCAUUGGUGACUAAGUCCCUUAUAUUUGUAACUUUGUCACUAUUCUCCAUGUUGGAUUACAAUGUGUAAAGUCCACCUUGUACCUCCCCAGCCUAUAUCCAUAUUCAUGAGGUCACACCAAUAAAUAGGUGGGUAAUAUUACUAGCUUUAUCUAACUGGUUCAACGCAUUUUCAAAGAAGGACCUUCUGUCAAAGAACUAAAUGCAUCAAAGUAGGGAGUAGUGGGAAAAUAACGCAUAUUGUCUGGGCAUGACCUCGUAAUGUAAAAUGACCAGCUACGGAUGUGCAUCCAUAUAAAACUGAUUUUGAAAUGAUCAUGGAGUGAUUACUGUGGUGGUAAAGCUUAAUGAAUAAUCCUCGUUUAAUGAAUGAAUAUAACAUUGGCAUGACAGACUGGGUGCGACCCAAAAAAGGGGUGUACGGGAGAGUGUAAAACAUGACCACAGUUUCCUGUAGUUUGGCCCUCCCAUAAAACAAUUAUCCAGAGACAGUGUACAGAGGAUUGUAUCUUUUUCUAAUGCUUAAUAAAGAUUGUGUACCAUUGGAA